Pundamilia nyererei is the source of this 749-nucleotide messenger RNA. Its product is annotated as somatostatin-2-like. The transcript has 4 exons. Gene Ontology annotation, molecular function: hormone activity. Gene Ontology annotation, cellular component: extracellular region. Gene Ontology annotation, biological process: regulation of cell migration. The coding region runs from base 15 to 590 and encodes 191 amino acids. Lineage: Eukaryota; Metazoa; Chordata; Actinopteri; Cichliformes; Cichlidae. The record is from RefSeq and is a predicted model, not a curated record.
GUCAAUAAGGAUUAAUGGACUUUUGUUUAACUUGUAAGUCAGAGUUCCUUCAUCACCUUGCAGCUCGCCGGCUGUCAAUCAGCCACGCGGCAUCAUGUGACCCACAGGAGGAGGAGCACCAGGCUUCAAAAGGGCAGCACCCACAGCACCAGGACCAGAGAGAGCCAAGAACCAGAACCAGCACCAGGACCAGCAGAAGAAACCAGACCAGCACCAGUAUGCAGUGUGUACGUUGUCCCGCCAUUUUGGUUCUCAUGGCACUGGUUCUGUGCAGUACCAGAGUUUCCUCUCAGCCAGACAGAGACCAGCUGCAGGACCCAGACCUGGAGCUGGAGCUGGAGCUGCGCAAUCAUCGGCUGCUGCAACGACCUCGCAGCGCAGGGUUCCUGUCACAGGAGUGGAGUAAACGUGCGGUGGAGGACCUGCUCGCUCAGAUGUCUCUGCCUGAGGCCGACGUCCAGCGGGAAGCUGAGGCAACAGGCGGGAGGAUGAACCUGGAGCGGUCUGCCGACCAACCCAACAGCAUACCCCCCCGCGAACGCAAGGCCGGCUGCAAGAACUUCUACUGGAAGGGCCUCACUUCCUGUUAAAGCCCCCCCAGAUGAGGCCACGCCUUCCUAAGACCAGUGGACCGAUCCCCUAUCACCUGGCCUUCACCUGAGAGAUUGGAUGGACCAAUCAGCAGCUGUCUGGCUGCAUCAUACCUGAAUAAUUAAUGUAAUUAUCAAAUAAAGAGAGAAAUCUGUGAA